Molecule: messenger RNA, 2217 nt
Organism: Rhopilema esculentum
Lineage: Eukaryota; Metazoa; Cnidaria; Scyphozoa; Rhizostomeae; Rhizostomatidae
Product: intraflagellar transport protein 20 homolog
Biological process (GO): cilium assembly; protein localization to cilium
Cellular component (GO): cytoplasm; intraciliary transport particle; ciliary base
Source: RefSeq, a predicted model, not a curated record
AUUUAUGUUGUUGCUGUCCGGUAGCCAAGCAGGAGUGUAUUAUGGCGGAUCCACCAAACGGAAUUUUCUUCGACGAACUCUCGAAAGUCAGGGUUUUGGAGCCUGAAAUCAGCCAACAGACACAGGAACUUAGAGGAGAAUGUAAAGAAUUUGUUGAAAAAAUUGAUGAUUUCCAAAAGAUUGUUGGUGGAUUCUUAGAAAUGGUCGACUCUCUUGCAAAAGAAGUUGAAAGUGAGAAAAUGAAAACAAUUGGAAUGCGAAACCAGCUUGAGUCAAUGACAAAGCAAAGAGAGGCGCAGCAACAACAGCUUAGAGCUUUGAUAGCUGAAAAGCAUACACAGAUGGAAAGAUUUAGAAUUCAACUGGACUUUCUUCAAAAGCAAGAAGCUGAACAAAAUGAAUUCAUAGAACAGUUUAUGAUGCAGAAGUAGCCAAGGCCAACUGCUGUAGUUACAUUCUCAAUAUUGGUAUGAAAUCUUAGUUGACUAACAUUUUGUUUUAAUCUUACCUACAGCGCAAAGGUGAGAAGUGUUUAUUGGUGUCACGUAAAAGUUCUUUAUUAUAUUAAUAUUGUAUAAAUAUAUAAAAGGUAUUAUAGUCACAUUGUGGAUGUAAAGGUGUGAAGGCAAUAGCACUCAGUGAUGAUAUCAUAAAACAUGUUUUAAUCAUUUUUUAAUUUUGACCAAAUAACCAGAAAAACAUUAUGAAAUAUAAGCAUAUGGCAUUAAAUUUCCGACAUGUUUAGCGGCACUUCUUGCUGUUCUUUUAGGUUUUGUGGUUAGAAGUAAAAAAAUUGUAGAGAUAUAUUCCUUUUAUGACUUCCCGUAAGAACUGUUGAACAUGUUAAGUUGAAUAACCAUUCCUGGUUAGCUGCUUAUUUCUAGUCUGCUUUGUCGUAAGCUUGCACAGGAACCUUUUCUAGCCUUUGCUUGUUUUUCAAUUGUGGGCUGAAAGGGGUAUUGGCUUCAAAUCAAGAGUUAGUUAAUCAAUAAUUCUAAAAACUAUAUUAUCUAAUUACGCUCAGGAUAAACCUAACUGACAGAAAAUGUUUAAGAAUAAAUCUAACUGACGAAAAAUGUUUAAGAAUAAAUCUAACUGUUGCAUCAUGGAAGUUGCCACAAUGUGCUUGUAGAUUCUUGUAUGCAAGCUUCUUUGGGAUUACUUUGAUUGUGCCAUGUACAUUGCUUCCUGGAGAUCUGAGAUCUGAUCUUGGGGCCAGUGAGACACAUGCAAAGUACCAAACUUACUUUCCUAGUCUCUUUGCCAAAUUCACAUGAAGUUGGUCCCACAACAAAUCUCUCUCCCAAAAUUUUGUAAAUUUCGAACCACUCUACCCUCUUCUUGCUUGCUAUACUCCUAUAAUUCUUGACUUUUCUAAAUGCUUCUGAGCCUUUUCCUAACAUUACUCACUGGAGAAAUUUUACAUCUAUCCGUCUGGUAAUUUUUGCUCCAUAAUUCAAGCAUUUUCAGUUAGACCUAAUCAAAAUUUUUAAGCUACAAUGACUGCGAAAUGUAGUUGGAACACCCAGCAAAUUGUGUUGCAUUUUAUAUCUUUCAUUUUUAUAUCAAAAAUUACUACUCCCGCCCCUUACCCCUAGAACAUGGAUCCGUUGGGAGAGGGGCAUGUUGAUCUUGACUUUGCAAACUGAUGUCAGUGUUCCAAGACUUUUGACAGGCAUUGUACCUUAUUCAAAAGCUUAGCAUCGAUACUCUUGUUUUGGUUUUUUAAUUGUGGCACAGACUUGACCAGUAUUGCAAGGUCCUUUGCUACAUUAUGCAAAACUCUACAUUCUGAUUGUCUAAAGUAUACUAUAGCUGUUGAAUGUAAACUGCAUACUUUUUUUGUCCGACUUGAAGAAACAUCUCUGACAUCAAAGGAAUCUGAGAAAAUGAUAUUUUUAAUCCUUUAAAGGAGAACUGAUGUGCUUUGACAAAGUUCCGUUAAACGGUGCAAAUGAGCUUCUGGAUUGAAUCUUUCUUUAUCAACAGCAGAAAAUUUUCUGCCCUUCACGAAUUUCUGCUCUAUUCAUCAUGUUCGCCUUAGCUUUACAUCGCCGUGAAAAGCUUUAUUGACAGAAUGAAACAAGAAUGAUGCUCAAAGGGUUAUGAACCUUUGAGGGACACAUUUUUGGAAAUUUCACUUUUAUACUGAUGCAUUAGCAGAAGCCAUGCCUACGUAGAAGUUUGCACAAAAUACUCUGAAUAAAAUCUUUAUUG